CUUCUCUGACAGUAAGUCAAAAGCCUCAGCCCUGUUUAUAAUUGCAUAGCAAGCUUUCUUGCGUUGGAUCUUCUCACCCUGGAUUUGCUGCAUGUGCAAUCGAAUCCGAAUUUCCCUUUCUCUGUUCCCGCAAUCGCCGCGCGGAGGAGAUUGGUUUUUCCUCCAUUAAUUGAGGACCUCGAUUGGCUUCCUGCCUUCCUUAGUAACGUUAACGUCGAGUCCGUGCCGGACUCGACCUCCGCCGCCUCCUUCCCCCACACCGUACCACGCAAGGAAGGGAGGAAGGAAGGAAAUCGCCAAUCGGAUCCCGUCUCCAUUUUUGGCAGCGUUUCUUCUAUUUAUACUUCCUCCUCCCUCCUGCCUCCUUCCUUGCAUCGACACAUCUUGCUGAGAAAAGAGAGAGGCCUUGGGGGCAAGAAGAAGAGGAAGGAAGCCUGAUAAGCAGGGCAGCCACGACAAUGGGGAGGCCGAGCAAGGGGCGGCAGCGCAUCGAAAUCCGCCUCAUCAAGGAUGCCGACCGGCUAGAGGUCACCUUCUCCAAGCGCAAGUCCGGGCUUCUCAAGAAGGCCUCCGAGCUCUCCCUCCUCUGCGGCGCGCACGUCGCCUUCGUCGUUUUCUCCCCCGGCGGCAGGGCGUUCGCGCUGGGCACCCCCUCCGUCGACCACGUCCUCCGCCGCUUCGACCCGCUUCCCGGCGACGAGGACGACGGCGACCUCCUCGCGCUACUUCAGGACGGCGACGGCGUGAGUGCUACCGCGGACCGCGGGGCCGUGGAGGCCAUUGUGCGGCGGACGGAGGAGACCAAGGCGCGCGUGGCGGCUGAGAAGGUUCGGAUGGACGCCGUCGGGGAGAAGGUGCGCCAGGCCAUGAUCAAGGCCGGCGGGAAGUUCUGGUGGGAGGCGGACGUGGAAGCGCUCGGGGAGGCUGAGCUGCCGGAGUUCGCCAGGGCGCUCCGCCGGCUCAGGGACAACGUGCAGCGCCACGUGGACCUGCUGUUGGCUUCUGCUUAGUCUACGCAGAUGCAGUUGUGGGGGCUCUGCAAAAGCUGGGUCUUAUAGUUUGGUUAGUUCUUGGUUGUUGCUUAGUUCUUAGUGUGAGGAGGCUCUCAAAGGAAGAAUAAGAUUAGUGUCAUUAGCCUAUCAAAGAACAAGAAAUGGGUACUGUGAUUGGUAUUAGUGGUUAAUUUUGACCUGCUAAUAAGUGAGCAGUGGCUGUCAUAAGAUGUUUUAGUAUACGAAUUCAGUUGCUUCUCUUGAAUAA
Panicum hallii is the source of this 1260-nucleotide messenger RNA. RefSeq names its product agamous-like MADS-box protein AGL62. Gene Ontology annotation, molecular function: DNA-binding transcription factor activity, RNA polymerase II-specific; protein dimerization activity; RNA polymerase II cis-regulatory region sequence-specific DNA binding. NCBI's taxonomy places the organism in Eukaryota, Viridiplantae, Streptophyta, Magnoliopsida, Poales, Poaceae. Gene Ontology annotation, biological process: regulation of transcription by RNA polymerase II. The record is from RefSeq and is a predicted model, not a curated record. The transcript has a single exon. Bases 459 to 1010 code for a protein of 183 amino acids.